AAUUGACACCACCCAUCAUCAAUUAAUACUGUUAAUGGUCUUUCUGCCUGUGCUAAGACGUGCAGUUUUCUUCAGAGCUACAAAACUGGCGAAGCCUCUCGUUAUAUUCGUUCUAGGUGGCCCUGGGGCAGGGAAGGGAACGCAGUGCAGCAAGAUAGUAGAGAAAUAUGGUUUCGUUCACCUUUCAGCCGGCGAGCUGCUAAGAGAGGCUCGAGCUAGUGAUUCUGAAGUGGGACAGCUCAUCACGAGCUGCAUGAAGGAAGGAAAGAUAGUCCCUGUAGCCAUAACAAUCGACCUCCUUAAAAAGGCUAUGGAGUCUUCAGCUGGUAAUAAUAAGUUCCUGAUUGAUGGGUUUCCCAGGAACAGGGACAACCUCACUGGAUGGGAGUGUGAGAUGAAUGAUCGGGUGGAUUUUAGAUUCGUCUUAUUCUUUGAUUGUCCAGAAACAACUUGUAUGGAGAGAGCUCUCAAAAGAGGACAGGAAAGUGGAAGAGUAGAUGACAAUAUUGAGUCCUUCAAGAAAAGAUAUAAGACAUAUAUUUCAGACACUAUGGACAUUGUCAAUUAUUACGAUGAAAAGGGCUUUGUAAGAAAAAUAUCUUCCAUCCCUGGCCCAGAAGAAGUUUUUGCUGAAGUGCAGUCAUUAUUUUCAAAGGAGAGCAUAGUGUAGUGUGACAAAUUAAUAGUGUAGCUGCUAGCUGCUAUAUUAUUAUAAUAAUGCCACCCGAAAUAAUUGAAAUUUAUUGACAAUAAUAAAAUAAUUUAUUAUGAUUUUCCAAUUAAUAGUUUAACUAUA
Amphimedon queenslandica is the source of this 796-nucleotide messenger RNA. RefSeq names its product UMP-CMP kinase-like. Lineage: Eukaryota; Metazoa; Porifera; Demospongiae; Haplosclerida; Niphatidae. The record is from RefSeq and is a predicted model, not a curated record. Gene Ontology annotation, biological process: pyrimidine nucleotide biosynthetic process; 'de novo' pyrimidine nucleobase biosynthetic process. Gene Ontology annotation, molecular function: ATP binding. The transcript is spliced from 6 exons. Bases 35 to 670 code for a protein of 211 amino acids.